GUGCGAAAUUCGAUAGUCAUUGGUCAAGUGACGCUGAUGAAGUCAGUUAUUUCCAGCAUCGAAAGUAAGCACGAAGUGAACAUCACUGGUGGUCUCAAUGAGUUCAACGUCAAAUUCUAUGGACCCUCCGGGACUGCAUACGAAGGCGGCGUAUGGCGAGUACGCGUCGAGCUUCCGGAAAAGUAUCCGUUUAAAUCGCCUUCAAUAGGAUUCAUGAAUAAGAUAUUUCAUCCAAAUAUUGACGAAGCAAGUGGUUCAGUCUGCCUCGAUGUUAUCAAUCAGGCAUGGACAGCGCUGUAUGAUUUAGCAAAUAUUUUCGAGUCAUUCCUUCCGCAACUGCUCACCUAUCCCAAUCCGACCGAUCCUCUGAAUGGUGAUGCUGCGGCACUUUAUCUACAUAAACCGGAGGAGUUCAAGAAGAAAUGCAAAGACUACGUCGAACGCUUUGCGUCUGAAGAUGCCCUACGUCGCUUCUUCAACGAGUCCUCAUGCAAGCCAGAUUAUCGAAUGGACAAAACCGGAGACGAUUCAGAUAUAUCCAGCAUGUCGGAUUUUUCUGAAGACGAAACACAAGGAAUGGAAUUAUAA
Messenger RNA from Haemonchus placei, 588 nucleotides. The record is from the annotation of a GenBank genome assembly. Lineage: Eukaryota; Metazoa; Nematoda; Chromadorea; Rhabditida; Trichostrongylidae.